AUGGAACUUUCUUUCUUUUGUAUAUUUGUUUUGAAGUUCCGGAAUUUAGAGGUAGCUGUAAAGCUCGCCAAGGGAAGUUUGAAGGGGCAUAGAAAAUGGCUAAGGGAGGCGACUCUUCUUGGAGUGGUCGAGCAUCCGAAUCUUGUGAGACUAAUUGGUUACUGUGUAGAAGAUGAUGAAACGAAAACACAACGGAUUCUAGUAUACGAAUAUAUGCCUAAUGGAAGCGUGGACCAUCGUUUAUCUUCAAGCUCUGAAGCUCCUCUCUCAUGGACAAUCAGACUGAAAGUGGCUCAAGACGUUGCUCGUGGCUUGGCGUAUCUACAUGAAGGAAUGGACUAUAAGAUUCUUUUCAGAGAUUUGAAACCCUCCAACAUUCUCCUAGAUGAUCAGUGGAAUGCUAAGCUUUCAGAUUUCGGAUGGCUUCUUCGUCGUCAAGGUCUCGCCAAUGUCUCAACAACGCAUCAGGUAACAACAGGAUACACAGCUCCAGAGUACACUGAAACAGGGUAUCUCACAUCCGAAUGUGAUGUAUGGAGCUACGGGUCCUUCUUGUAUGAACUUAUAACGGGUAGUGUGCCAUUGGCUAAGAACCAACCUAACGAACUAAACUUUUUUAGAAAGGGUGAAAGCCUACCUAGACUCAAAAAGAUUCCGGCCGACAGAUGCUUGUCUAAAAACCCCAAGUCAAGGCCAAAGAUGAGCGAAGUCAUGGAGAUGGUUGACAAAGUCAUUGAAGGUCCAUCAAAAGCAAGCAUUCUUGAUACAUGUCUUGGGAGUCCGGUUCGAGUGGUUUCUAUAAAGUUGAAGAAAGUCUUUAGGUGUACCAUGAAAUUGCAAUAA
This is a messenger RNA of Lactuca saligna, 843 nucleotides long. The record is from the annotation of a GenBank genome assembly. Lineage: Eukaryota; Viridiplantae; Streptophyta; Magnoliopsida; Asterales; Asteraceae.